UUAGAUUAUAUGCGUAAGGCAACACAGGAAGAACUAAAUAAGAGAGCCAAAAAUAAUGAAAUAUCUUCAGGGGAAGAAGAGAUCCUUUCUGAUUCAGAGGAGGAGUGUGAUCCAGAAAAUUAUAAUUUUUAAAUUUCUGAAGUUGAUUUGGCAGCAUUAACUUGUGGAAUAGUGCAAGAUGAUCAGAAAGGAUAGGAAAUAAAUUUAAGAGAGAGAGUGAGCACUUAACAAUUAAAAUAAGAAGUUAAUUAGGUAAAUUAACAUAUUAGUGGAAAUCAUUAAAAUAUAACUAGUGUACCUAAUCCAAUAAAAUUGCUUGUUUCAAAAUAAAAGAGAAGAUAUAACUAUAAUGGAUUUAAUUUAGAUUUAACUUGUAUUUUUUACGUAUGGAUCCAUAGACAUUACUGAAAAGAUAAUCGCAAUGGGUUUUCCAGCAGAAAAUAUUGAAUCUAUUUAUCGGAAUUCAAUGUAAGAUGUGAGAAGAUUUUUUGAUUCUGUACAUCCUGGACAUUAUAAAGUUUACAAUCUUUGUGAGGAAAGAAAAUAUGAUCAUUCAAAUUUUAAUUAAGUAGCAGAGUUUCCUUUUCAGGAUCAUUAAGCUCCUACAUUUAGUUUGAUAUAUGAAUUUUGUUUAGAUCUGGUAUUAUUAUCAAUUAUAAUAUAGGAUUAUUGGCUUAAAUAAAAUGAGAAGAAUGUUGCUGGAAUACAUUGUAAAGCUGGAAAAGUAAUUGUAUAUUUUAUAAAAAAAGGGAAGAACUGGUGUUAUGAUUUGUUGUUAUAUGUUAUAUGCUCGUUAAUUUACAAAUGCAUAUGAUUCUAUGAGAUAUUAUGGUAUGAUAAGAACAAAAAAUAAGAAAGUAUAAUUGAUAGAGUAAUUAUUUUUAAGGGUGUAACAAUACCUUCCUAAAUUCGAUACAUUUUUUAUUUUGAAAAAGCACUCAAUAAUAAAUGGGUACCUAAUGAUAUGCCAAAUAAAUAAGUAGAACUUGUUAAAAUUCGAGUAAUACCAGUUCCUAAUGUCAAUUUCUUUGGAGGUUGUGGUCCUUGGUUUCGUAUUUAAAAUAAAGAUAAAGAAUAUUCAUCAAAACAUUAAUUCCCAAUAAAAUAAUACAGAUUAGAACCAUAUAUAGAAUUUAAAUUAAAAGAUAUUAUUUUAUAAGGGGAUGUGAUGUUAUAAUUUUUAAAUUAAGGAUUUUUAUCAAGGUAAAUAUAUAUAUUAGAAAUUAUUAAGCAAUGAAAAAUUAUUUUAAGCAUGGUUCAAUUGUGAUUUCUUUGAUUACACAGGAAUUCUGAUGAUUGAUAAAUUUAUGCUUGACAAAGCUUGCAAGGUAUUUCAAGUAAUAAUAAAAAAAGGAUAAAUCCGGUAAAACAUUUUAGAAAGAUUUUCGUAUUGAAUUACAUGUAGUAGAAGUCAAUCAAGAAAACAAAUCUUAUCAUUCUGUACAUAAUAAUAGUAAUUUUUAAUGCAGUCAUAAAAAUUUCGGAUUUUGA
Molecule: messenger RNA, 1491 nt
Organism: Paramecium sonneborni
Lineage: Eukaryota; Ciliophora; Oligohymenophorea; Peniculida; Parameciidae
Source: the annotation of a GenBank genome assembly